UAUAAUGUUACAUACGAAGAAAAGGCAUGCUUGAAAUGUUAUUGUCAAUUUUGCCAGGAGUUUGGGGGAUCGUAAAAUUCAGAAAGAUUUAACUAAGCUUCAAACUGAGUUCAUGCCGUCUUACAGUUUCUAGAUCCAAACCUUUUGCUGCAUAAACCAUUUAGUGUCGAACUAUGGCUGCAGUUUCAACUGUCUUUGCUGUGUGUUUAUUCGGAGGGGUCAAUAGCCAGUCACCGGUGCAAGUUAAGAGUCUUGUGGACAAUCUUCUCUCUAACUACGACAAGCGAAUUCGUCCGGUGGAGGACCAGACUCUCCCUGUGAUUCUAGACGUUAGUUUUAGCCUAAUCAGCAUCAUAGGGGUGGAUGAAGUAAACGAAAAACUAGAGACGUCCGGUUAUUUGACCAUACAGUGGACAGACUCCCUUCUCAGAUGGGAUCCGGCCAGUAACAACGGUAUUUCCACGAUAUUUCUGCCUCAGAACGACAUUUGGAAACCAGAUAUAGUUCUGGGCAAUGGAUUCAAGAAAUUUGAAGAAUUUGGGGGCAGUUUUUACAAUGUUGAAGUUGAAAGUUUUGGUAACGUUUUCUGGAAACCUUUCCAAGUCUUUGAAACACAAUGUAGUAUCGAUACCACAUACUAUCCCUACGAUAGAGAAGUUUGUGAGAUUGUCUUCGUGGUUUGGAGUUACACGGUCAUCGAAGUUGAGAUUUUCAAAUCCGCGAAUGGGAUUAACCUGAAUGAAUACACAGAAAGUGGCGUCUGGGAAAUCACACGAACCGAUGUUAAAGUAAGCAAAGAGUCCGUUGAAUCCAAGGUAACAUUUUCAAUUCACAUCAAGAGGAAGCCCUUUUAUUAUAUAUUCAACAUCAUGAUUCCAAUUCUUUUUCUGGGAAUGCUCACCAUUUUCGUUUUCGCUCUACCCGUAGAUGCCGGAGAAAAGAUGUCAUAUGCAAUGACCGUGUUCCUAUCUUUCGCUGUCUUUCUGACCAUUAUCAACACUCUGCUUCCAGUAAGCUCGGAAACAACACCUGUUCUUAGCAUAUAUCUUCUUAUGCAGAUGACGAUGAGCAUUCUUGUUUUGUUCAUCACAGCUUUACAAAUACGCUUGCAUCACCGAGACACGUCAGUUCCAAUAUCUAAACCCUUUCGGUUUAUGGUUCGCCUCAUGCAUUACUUUCACUGCCGCAAAUCUUGUAAAACGAGUAAAACAAUAUCCCCCGCGGAAAACAAGGACAGUGAAUACAGAGAUAACUUUGAUUCAAUGGGGGAAACCUCCCAAGAGGAGAAAAACAAACCCGAAUGGAAGGAUGUAACGUCAGCAAUCGAUUUCCUGGCAUUUUGGAGUUUCUUUCUUCUUUAUCUGUGUCUGACCGUGUAUCUGUUUGCAACAAUCAUCAGAGGAAGCUGAGGGGGAAAAAGAUUACAAAAGAAGUUUUAAUACUAAAAUAACUUUUGCAAUUAUUAUUUUCUCCACUUUAUAUCAAUGAACUCUUUUGAUCAUUUGUAUUUUGUUUAUUGAUUGGGAGUGCUACUAAUAGAUAGAAAUAUGGAUUAACAUAUUAUUUCUCAGUUGAUAUUGUAAUCAUCAUUUCUUCAAAUGAAACAUAUUAAUUUACUUAUAUGCUCAAUGCUCACGUAAUGUUUUUAAAGAUCGAUCCAUAAUCAAGUAAGAAAUAAAUGCUUCCUUCGUUUCAAUGUUUAGUUAAAAAAAAACUGUAACAUAAUUUUUUGGGGAAGUUUUAUAAUAAGAAUACAAGUAUCCAUGCAUUUAGAUUUUGAAUUUACUGUUUGAUACAUACAUGUACCUCAAUCAAUCGACCUAUGCAAAGACACUUGUGUUAACUAGUAAGGUAAUGCGUUUUAGAGAUGUAUUAAAGAGUCCCCAGUUUUUCAACAGUUGGCAAUGUAAUGUAAUGUUUUGUAAGCAUCAUAACUAAAACUACUUUAAUUGUAUUUUUCAGUUUUUAUUUGAUUAUCAAAUAAUUCUGAAUUAUACUGAUAGAUUUGGAAAAAGUCGAGUACCUAAAAAUUUAAACUUUUAACCCCAACCUCUCUAGCGGUGGCGGCAUGAAGACAUCAAACAAAAUUUGCUUCAUGCAGGUUUUAUCUUUGCAAUUUUUUCGAGUAGCCUAAGUUUAAAAGGGUAAUAACUUUACUUUCAAGGUAAACAUUUAUCUUUGAAAUGAAUAAGCUGGACAGAAACAACUAUAAUCAAAAUGUCUACUUAUCUUUAGUUUCCACAUCAUUUAACUUUAAAUUCUUAUAUAGAUUCAAGUGUAUAAUAUGUAAGCAUAAAUUAGCCAUCGAUUUAUCAAAAGAGCAUUGUUAUUAAAGACGACGAUGACAAAGGACAAACAAGUAAAAGCCAAAAUCACACAUUUACUAAAAAGGUAAUUGCAUAAAUCAACACCAUGUUUGUAAAAAGUAUGCAAAUACGUUCAGUUUUUUAAAAAAACUAUAAAAACCUAUAAUUUUUGCCUUUGGUUUUGGUCAAGAAAAGUAACGCUAGACUGAGCGUUCCUAUCAAUCAUGAACAAUACACACAUCUCAAAACAAGACGUAAGGUCAAAAGUUUAACUUAAAGGACAGUUUAAUUCUUAAUUCUAAAAUAUUUAUAUUAGUUAAACUGCAUGCUAACUGCAUGUUAACUGUUAACUGUUAAUGUUAAUGUUAACUGCAUGCAGUUGAACUGCAUGUUUUUAUUCAUAUGAGAAUCUCCUCUAAAAGCAAGAGUGAAAAUCGUUCUCUUAGUGAGUAGCGUUUUAGUCAUAAUAUUAUCAUGUUCAAACCAGGGAUGACGGUGAUAAUUAUAAGCAAUCAAAAUUAAUCACCAUAAGAGUGUAAUAAGAAUCAUGACACCAUAAGAAAUGUAGAAUUGAACAAAAUUAAAAAAAAAAUCCUGAUAAUGCAGUAUAAGUAUCAUAAUCAUAUCUGUGAAUUGUGAAGAAUAAUUUUCUUUUUAAAGCGCUAUGCAUAGCUCAGCGCUUUAUUGUCGUUAGACUUCUACUUCCGGUGCAACCGCCCCUAUGAGCAGAAGUUUACAUCAUUUAAACUGGUUAGGGAACCAGUUUCAGGAGUUUGUGCACAUAAUUGCACGGGCUAGUACAGGCUAUUGUGAAUUUAUUGUACGGGGCUUACAUACAUCAUUGCAGGGGCUGCCAUGGUGUGAGGAGGAAAUAUAUUGCGUAUACAGAAGCUGAAAUGUUAUAUACAUAUAUCUUUUAUACUAGUAUACAAACAGAAGCUGGGUUAGCGCUUUUCAGUACUAUCAGUACUUUGAUUACGUAUUACUUUUGACCUAAACAUGUCAUAUUGAUUCAAUAAGGCUGAAAAAAGCACACUUUUUUUUAUCGAUAGGAGCACUACCAUGUACAAUUUUUAUUAGAUUUACAUUAAUGAUAUAGGAUAUUUCAUUAAAAAAAUUGUCUAUGCUUGCUAUCAUGAGUUGUCCCUCUUUUAAGAUUUUAGAUUAAUACUGCACUUACCUUGUUAUGC
Magallana angulata is the source of this 3496-nucleotide messenger RNA. RefSeq names its product acetylcholine receptor subunit alpha-like. The record is from RefSeq and is a predicted model, not a curated record. Gene Ontology annotation, cellular component: synapse; neuron projection; membrane. The transcript is spliced from 3 exons. Gene Ontology annotation, molecular function: transmembrane signaling receptor activity; extracellular ligand-gated monoatomic ion channel activity; neurotransmitter receptor activity. Bases 174 to 1409 code for a protein of 411 amino acids. Gene Ontology annotation, biological process: nervous system process; signal transduction; monoatomic ion transmembrane transport. NCBI's taxonomy places the organism in Eukaryota, Metazoa, Mollusca, Bivalvia, Ostreida, Ostreidae.